CAUGAAAGUUUUCUAUCGUUGCUGCAGACGAGUCCUGAUGAGCUGCUUAAUUUGGAUUGGAUCGAUCAAAACAAACUGCUCCGUUUACGGUAAUGAAGACUCAAGCACAGAAGCCAGUGUUCACACAACAUAUCAAGCUUCGAACAACUUGCCGCCAGUAGUAACGGAGAGACCAAUAUACAUCAAAACAAAGCUUUAUGUAGAAGAUGUCAACUCCAUCAACGCACUUGAUAUGGAUUUUCGUUUGGAUUUUUUUCUGUGGCACAGCUGGAAUGUCACAGGAAAACUUUGUGAACAAUAUAAGAUUCACUUGCAUCAAGUUGGACUUUUUAACAACCGUACUGGAUAUCCUAUUGCUGUCUCUGAAAGUCAAUUUGAUCGGUUUUGGAUCCCUGACACUUACGCCAUAAACGCUAAAAGUGUGGAUACUCCGUCUGAUGCUUCGUCUACAAAAGUACUAAGAAUAUCCAUUAAAGACCCUAAAACCUGCAAGAUGGAAUACACUGUCAGGUUGGCUGCUGUUGUCGCAUGUCAAAUGGAGUUUAAGCAGUACCCUAUGGAUAUACAAAGAUGCCCCUUCACAAUGAGAAGCUACGCAUACCCAUCCAGUAUGGUACGUUAUGAAUGGUUAGAUAAAGACAAGGACUUACUAAAGAAUCCGGAGCUAAAACUAUUGCAACAUAACUUGGAAUUGCAAAAACAAGAUAAAUUAAUUACUACACUAGAUGUAACAUAUUCCACGAUAUCUGUAGUGUUCACGUUUGAAAGACAGAUCGCCCACCAUUUGAUUCAAAUAUUUGCUCCAAGUGCUUUGAUCGUCACUUUGUCUUGGUUUUCUUUUUGGAUGGGUCUUGAGGCCAUCCCGGGAAGGGUCAGCCUAUGUGUGACUAGUCUCUUGUCCCUCUUCACUCAGUUUUCUGGUAUUAGAGGAGAUCUCCCCCCAGCAUCUUAUAUUAAUGGCACGGACAUAUGGAUGGCCACAUGCAUGUUGUUUGUCUUUGCUACUUUGAUGGAGUUUGUUGUCGUGAAGUUUCUAGACAAACGGCGCCAGCUCUAUUUUCGUGGCCAAGUGAAGAACUCACUUUUCAAUACUCCUGAAUCUGGACUAGGAUCCUUGGUUUCGUUAGAUCUACAAGCUGGAGAAGAAAGACGAAUCUCACCGAUAGAUGCCGCCCCACGUUUAGCGUGGAACAUGGCGUCUCAGCAAGAUACUCACAGGUGGUUCAAACCACCAUCUUGGUCGAUGGAUUGGGUGGUUGUUAUUGAUCAUGCUUCUCGGCUUUGCUCUCAGUGUUUUUGUCGACGACUAAAUGACAAUGAAGCUAAUGAGAAAAAGCAAUUUGAUGUUUUCACUCCCUGGAAUCUUUUCAGUGGCCCCAGGAGCUCACGGUAA
Limulus polyphemus (Atlantic horseshoe crab) is the source of this 1393-nucleotide messenger RNA. RefSeq names its product glycine receptor subunit alpha-4-like. Gene Ontology annotation, cellular component: neuron projection; synapse; membrane. Gene Ontology annotation, biological process: nervous system process; chloride transmembrane transport; signal transduction. The transcript is spliced from 11 exons. The coding region runs from base 2 to 1393 and encodes 463 amino acids. Lineage: Eukaryota; Metazoa; Arthropoda; Merostomata; Xiphosura; Limulidae. Gene Ontology annotation, molecular function: transmembrane signaling receptor activity; neurotransmitter receptor activity; extracellular ligand-gated monoatomic ion channel activity. The record is from RefSeq and is a predicted model, not a curated record.